Sinocyclocheilus grahami is the source of this 1032-nucleotide messenger RNA. Its product is annotated as neuroblastoma-amplified sequence-like. The transcript is spliced from 9 exons. The record is from RefSeq and is a predicted model, not a curated record. Gene Ontology annotation, biological process: retrograde vesicle-mediated transport, Golgi to endoplasmic reticulum. Lineage: Eukaryota; Metazoa; Chordata; Actinopteri; Cypriniformes; Cyprinidae. Gene Ontology annotation, molecular function: SNARE binding. Gene Ontology annotation, cellular component: Dsl1/NZR complex. The annotation marks the transcript as partial.
CAGCUGUUAGUGUUUGUGUGUGAGUCUCUGUACUUUCUUCUGUAUUUCAGCCCCUCCAGUUCAACUCUGCCACCUGGACUGGUUCGCCUUGCAACCAAACAGUUGAACUGGCAAUUGGUGCUGGCAAGUAAUGGGAAGCUUCUGGCUGUGGUUCAGGACCAAUGCGUGGAAAUUAGGUCAGCUAGAGAUGACUUUGGAUCCAUCAAAGGAAAAUGCCAAGUACCCAAGGAUCCAAACCCUCACUGGCGCAGGGUCACGUGGAGUCAUGACUGUGCUCUUCUGGCGUACGCUGACAGCACCGGUACGGUCCGAGUCUUUGACCUGAUGGGCAGCGAGCUCUUCAUUAUACCACCGGCUAUGAGCUUCCCGGGAGAUUUUAGCUAUGCAGCAGCCGGCCUGAUGUUCUUGGAAUACACCGCCAGUGCCCAGUGGUCAGCGGAGCUGCUGGUGAUCACCUACAGCGGUCAGCUCAAGAGUUACCUAGUCAGGUUGCUGCUGGUGGGAGGGUGUGAGUCUGGAGACAGUAAUGUGUCCAGGGCAAGCCGUUGCGGGAUCACAGCGUGGAGGGUGUUGUCAGGGUCACCCCACUAUAAACAGGUCACCAGCUAUGAGGACGACAUCAGUACAUCCCAGAGGCGAGGAUUCUUCAGGAUGCCCAGCUUUCGACUUUUCUCCAGGCAUAACAGUGAACAGGAUGGUGUGUUCCGAAUGAGUCUGUCUCCUGAUGGCACAGUGCUGGCUGUGAUCCACUUCUCUGGCAGUCUCAGUCUCUGGGAUAUUCCAUCAUUCAAACUGAGAGGCAGCUGGAAACAAGAGGAACAAGUAAUAAAGUCACUCUAUAAGGAGCAGUACCAGUCUCUGCUAGAUGUGAGCUGGUGGAGUGAGACUGCUUUGAUUUUAGCCCGCUGUUCUGGGGCUCUCACUGUGUCCUCUGUGCGGACGCUCAAAAACUUACUUGGCAAGUCCUGCGAGUGGUUUGAAACCUCACCGCGUGUCACCUCGGCCCAUGAUGGGGGCUUCCUCAGUUUGGAG